Molecule: messenger RNA, 522 nt
Organism: Daphnia magna
Lineage: Eukaryota; Metazoa; Arthropoda; Branchiopoda; Diplostraca; Daphniidae
Product: sulfotransferase 1C4-like
Exons: 4
Coding region: 1-522 (173 amino acids)
Biological process (GO): sulfation
Cellular component (GO): cytoplasm
Molecular function (GO): sulfotransferase activity
Source: RefSeq, a predicted model, not a curated record
AUGGCGGUGGUCGGAGCAGAAGUCGCUAAACGGAGGCCAUCGAAAUCGGUGCACAGAAUUAAAUUUGAUGUGAUCGCUCAGUCGAAACUAGGCCCGUUCAGUGAUCAUUUUCCUCACUACGCUGGAGGUGUUGUACGCAGCGAUCCGGGCGGAUUCGUCAUGUCCCAAGAAUUUGGCCGCAACGCUCACGAAUUCUUUUAUUUCCAGCCGAGAAAAGACGAUGUCUGGAUUUUGACAUUUCCAAAAUGUGGAACAACGUGGACACAAGAGCUCGUGUGGAUGGUGGUCAACGAUUGCAAUGCGGAAGCCGCUCGGAAUAGUCCACUUUUUAUCCGGUCUCCAUUUCUCGAGGCGUCUCGCAUAGCCUCAUUGCAGUCGGCUCCACCGGAAGUGCACGUGUUGGUACCGAAAGUGGAAGUGAUCGAGAAAAGUCCGUCGCCUCGUGUCAUCAAGAGCCAUUUACCUUUCAGUUUGCUGCAUUCUCAAUUACUUGAAACCUCCAAACAGAAUUUAUACAUUUAG